This is a messenger RNA of Striga hermonthica, 1245 nucleotides long. The record is from the annotation of a GenBank genome assembly. NCBI's taxonomy places the organism in Eukaryota, Viridiplantae, Streptophyta, Magnoliopsida, Lamiales, Orobanchaceae.
AUGAAGUACGGAAAAGCUUUUACAGUUUACGGCCCUCGGUGCGGUAUAAGUGAAGCCCCUCUAUCUCGGAAGAACGCCGUCGACGGUGGAAGUCAAGAAAUCGCGGCUUCUCAAUUUGUCAAAAAAUUGUUCGUAGAACAAAGAAAUUUCCAUUUGACGAAAAAGGCAAAAGUCGAAAGUGAACAUUUGAGGACAAUGGGGAUCGUCGAAAGGAUUAAGGAAAUCGAGGCGGAGAUGGCCCGCACUCAGAAAAAUAAAGCCACUGAGUAUCAUUUGGGUCAGCUCAAGGCUAAAAUAGCAAAGCUGAGGACACAACUGUUGGAGCCCCCAAAAGGUUCUAGUGGAGCUGGGGAUGGCUUUGAAGUCACAAAGUUUGGCCACGGACGUGUUGCUCUGAUUGGUUUUCCCAGUGUUGGAAAAUCAACACUUUUGACUAUGUUGACGGGAACACAUUCAGAAGCUGCCUCGUAUGAAUUCACCACACUUACCUGUAUCCCGGGUAUUAUUCACUACAAUGAUACUAAAAUACAACUGCUGGAUCUUCCUGGAAUUAUUGAAGGUGCUUCUGAAGGAAAGGGGCGUGGUAGGCAGGUUAUUGCAGUUGCCAAAUCAUCAGAUCUUGUCUUGAUGGUUCUUGAUGCCUCUAAAAGCGAAGGACAUAGGCAAAUCUUAACGCGGGAAUUGGAAGCUGUUGGUUUGCGGUUGAACAAAAGACCACCUCAAAUAUACUUUAAAAAGAAAAAAACUGGGGGAAUUUCAUUCAAUAGCACAUUACCAUUGACGCAUAUAGAUGAGAAGCUCUGCUAUCAGAUAUUACACGAGUACAAGAUUCACAAUGCAGAGAUUUUGUUUCGUGAAGAUGCAACAGUGGAUGACCUCAUUGAUGUAAUCGAGGGCAACCGCAAGUACAUAAAGUGCGUUUAUGUCUACAACAAAAUAGAUGUCAUUGGUAUCGAUGACGUUGACAGGUUAGCACGGCAGCCUAAUUCGAUCGUCAUAAGCUGCAACCUGAAGCUGAAUCUGGACAGAUUACUUGCCAGAAUGUGGGAUGAGAUGGGUCUUGUUAGGGUUUACACGAAGCCUCAGGGAACGGACGUCGGGCUCCAGGUCGUCGGAGAGAUUGGUGGAGGGACCGGGGUAAUCGAUCUGGUGGAAGUAGGACUUGAGCCUGUUCAGACCAUCGAGUUUCUCGCCUUUCUUGGAGCCGACGAGUUUAGCGAAGGAUGGAGUAAGGGAUUGUGGUGA